This is a messenger RNA of Paramuricea clavata, 3630 nucleotides long. NCBI's taxonomy places the organism in Eukaryota, Metazoa, Cnidaria, Anthozoa, Malacalcyonacea, Plexauridae. The record is from the annotation of a GenBank genome assembly.
AUGACUGAUAGUUCAUGUCCGACAAAUAAUCAGACAGCGAACGAACGCUGGGGCCUUAAUCAUUCAUGUACAUUGGAUCAAGUUACUACCGAUAUUGAGAGUCUAAAAUCUAAGAUGUCUACCCUUCAGUCGUCAGUUUUGUCUUUUGAAAAUGUACUCAAAGAUCAUGACACGAUAUUAUCUUUAUAUAACAGAGCGGCGGAUUUAAACGAAAAAUAUUCAGUUGAAAUAAAUGAGAAAACAAGAUACAUAAAUUCUCUUGAACAAAAGCUAAUUAAAGUCGAGGAAGAAAGAGACUCUCUACAGCUCGCGACAAGGCGUAUUGCACAAGACAAACUUUGUCAACAUAGGGGUAAUAGUGUCGGUUGCCAGUGCCGCAAAAGCAACUCCGUACCAUGGCAAAAAAUUCCUAAUAGUAAUAAAAACUUUCAUAAAACUAACAGUGUAAGUCAACCACAAAUAACGUAUAGUAGAUAUGAAUGUCUAAUUGAUGAGGACGAAAUUGCUGAAGUUGUUCAGCCGGAACAAUCGGCACAAUGCCCACCGGAGCACACAAGCUAUCCUACUGGUAAUGAAUGUCUAAUUGGCAAUUCCAGCUUUUAGUUUAUGCGUGCAGGGGACGAUGGGAAGUAAGGUAUCACAUUGCUGAUUAUGCUGAAAAAAUAAAAAUGGUGGCCGUGUAAACACGGAGUGAUAGCUUAUACUUGCAAAUAUUGAAAUAUUUCGGUUGCUUCAGUAGUUUUUAUUGAAAUUUUUCAGCAUAAUCAGCAAUAUGAUACCUUACUUCCCAUCAUCCCCUGCAGGCAUAAACUAAAAGCUGGAAUUGCCUAUUGUUGAGGGUGAAACUGAUGAAACUGUUCAGCCGGAACAAUCAUCACAAUGCCCACCUGAGCACACGAACCAUCCCACUGGUAAUGUUUAUCAAAAUCCCAAUCGCUCUGGAGACCAAAGUGCAAGACCGUGUGUUGUCUUAAUCGGCGAUUCUAUCAUUAAAAACAUCAUUCCACAGAAGCUGUCGCAGAAAAGAGUGCAUAAAUUUACAUACCCAGGUAAAUCAGCGGACGAAAUAGAGUUCGAAAUACGCACUAUAGAUCAAAACCUAGCGCCUUCUCAUGUUAUAUUACACUGUGGAACAAACAAUCUUCCAACAGACGACCCAAAUGCUUGCAUCAAAAACUUGAAGAUCUGUGCUGGAGAGUGCAAGGCAAAUUUCCCAAUGCACAAAUCGGAGUGUCAACUAUCACAUGUAGAAAAGACCUUCAAUUAGCAAAUAAAAUUGAAGAGGUCAAUAACAAGAUCAAAGACAUGUGUUCUCGUAACGGCUAUAAUAUUAUACUUCAUAAUAACAUGAGACAUACCUGAACAAUAGUAAGCUGCAUCUAAACGCAAAGGAAACCGCUUUACUUGCAGUAGGAUUUAUUAAGUUCCUACGUGGACGGCAGUUUUCUCCACCACAACAACAUCACAACUAUUCUAAAAAUUUUCACUUAGAAGAGACACUUCACCAAAUAGAGAAAACUCUGAAAUAUCUAACGACACGAAGUCGAUCGACUCAAGUCACUCAACAAUGAAUAGUAACUCAAAUUUAAGUAGUAAUAAUAAUAAUACGAUAAGUUUCGAUAGCGAGUCAGUUUCAACAAAUUCAACUUUAUUUCUGCCUGAUUUUAACAUAUCGAAUUUAAAGGGCCUGAAGAUUGCAAAUUUAAACAUUAAUAGUCUUUUAAAACAUAUCGAUGAGAUUCGUAUCUUUCUCUCUGAUAACCCUUUUGACAUUUUGGCCAUUAAUGAGACUAAAAUCGACUCCUCAAUUUUGGAUGCAGAUUUGGAUUCAUAUUGUAAUUAUACAAUUGUUCGUUUUGAUCGUAACAGAUUUGGGGGUGGUGUGGCUCUAUAUAUAAAAAAUAAUAUACCAUACACUGAGAGAAAAGAUUUAGUCCCUGAUAAUUUAGAAAUGACAUGUGUGGUCUGUGUGGAGAUUACUAGGCAACAUAGUAAGCCUCUUCUAAUUGCUGCCUGGUAUCGACCACCUAAUUCAGAGCUCGACAUAUUUACCAACUUUGAAUUGUUUCAUCAACAUCCACACUGAUAGACUUAAUAAUUACAAAUAAACCUGAAUAUAUUUCGACUGGUGGCGUCUUACACCUUGGUAUAUCCGAUCAUAGCUUCUUAGUCUAUGCUGUAAGAAAACUUGAAUGACCUAAAUCUAGACCAACUAUAAAAGAAGUCCGCGAUUUCAAACACUUUCCUGAAUCGCAAUUCCGCGCUGAUUUACUGCAGGUAUCCUGGGAUACAAUUUGCUACGAUGAUCCCAAUACAUGCUGGAUUGUAUGGAAAUCAAUUUUUUACGAAAUUUUAAAUAAGCAUGCACCUGUACGCCAAAGAAGAACUAAGGCUAACUCGGUCCCAUGGAUUACACCUGCUAUUAAACAACUAAUGAGGAAUAGAGAUUACCAUAAAAAGAAAGCCAUUAGAUUUAAAUCAUCAAUUCACUGGGAUAAAUACAAAUCCUUACGGAACAGAGUAAAUAAGCAAAUGCGUAAAAGCAAAAUUGACUUUUAUCACAAAGAGAUAGGGGACUGUACACAUUCAAAUGAUUUCAAAAAAAUUUGGUCCCUUAUAAAUUCCCUUACUGGAAGGAAUAACAAAUCUUCCAGUAUUACAGAAAUAUCUGUGAAUGACAACAGCAUUACCGAUUCUAUAUUAAUCGCUGAAAAGUUUAAUGAAUAUUUUGUUAACAUUGGCCCAAGCCUAGCUUCUGAAACUAGUGAAGAGCCUGAAGCUGGUGAAGAGCCUCUUACUCAACACACUACGAAUAGCUACAAUAAUUCCAAUCCCACAACAGAUACGAUAUUCCAUUUCCAUCGUAUUGAUGUAGAAAACGUUUUUCUGGCAUUAAUGAACCUCAAGAUAAACAAAUCUACUGGCCUUGAUAAAAUUCCAGCCAAUGUUCUCCGACUCUCUGCAGAUAUUAUUGCUCCGUCAUUAACAUAUAUAUUUAAUUUAUCACUUGACACUGGUAUUUAUGUGAAUGACUGGAAACGCGCGCGAGUCAUUCCAAUUUACAAAUCUGAAGAUCGACGGAAAUGUGAAAAUUAUAGGCCAAUUUCUAUACUCCCCAUUGUAAGUAAAGUUUUCGAGAGAGAGGUUUUUCGACAGCUUUAUGGCUAUCUUUCCAAUAACUCAUUACUUUCUAAAUUCCAAUCAGGGUUUAGACCUAAACACUCAACCCUGUCUGCGUUGAUACAAAUGUGUGAUAAUUUACUUAAAAACAUGGAUAGUGGUCAAAUAAAUUGUGUAGUCUUUCUUGAUGUUAGAAAAGCCUUCGACUCCAUAAAUCAUGAAAUUCUGAUUGAUAAAAUGCGUAAUUUUUUCGGAGUAACAGGAAACCAACUAAGAUGGUUCGAAUCAUACCUGAAUAACAGGGUUCAACAAUGUCUUAUAAACGGACAACUAUCGAGCCCAAAAAAGAUAAUAUGCGGAGUUUUACAGGGGUCCAUCCUUGGUCCUCUAUUAUUUUUAUUAUACAUAAAUGAUAUGCCUGACUCGUUAAGUCACUUAACUCCUUCACUCUAUGCUGAUGACACGGAAAUUUAUGCAUCUUCUAAUGACUGCGCCGACCUUGCCGACAAG